Syzygium oleosum is the source of this 1402-nucleotide messenger RNA. RefSeq names its product protein SENSITIVE TO PROTON RHIZOTOXICITY 1-like. The transcript has a single exon. Lineage: Eukaryota; Viridiplantae; Streptophyta; Magnoliopsida; Myrtales; Myrtaceae. Gene Ontology annotation, biological process: response to acidic pH; response to aluminum ion. The record is from RefSeq and is a predicted model, not a curated record. Bases 52 to 1212 code for a protein of 386 amino acids.
GGGACCAAUGGUCUCACAUUUUCCAACCACUUGUGCCACGUGACCAUCGCCAUGUUGUCCUUACUCUCUUCAGUCAACGCUUGGCCAUUCUCCGCAUUCACCGGCCCCCCGCCUCCCUCCCUCCGAUCGCAGCUCUCUAAUUCCACGGCCAUGAACCCGCCGGAACCUUCCGCCGGCGCCGCCGUCGCGGCCGGCGAUGCCGACCCUCGCGUCCCGCUCUCCAGCCUCUCCACCGUCCGCCUAAGGAUGGACUCGGUGCAGCGGUUCCUGUCGCAGUCCCUCAGCAGCAACACCCUCCUGAGCAAGGACCAGAUGGACAUGGUGUCCGCGGAGAUCGCGUCCGCGAUCCACCAGAUCAUCGUCAACGGCGCCGCCCUGUUCAGCUUCUCCCGCAGCUCCGGCUCCGAUCCCGAGCCGGAGCGCUCGCGUCCGAAGGCGCCGGUCCGGGGACCCGCGCACCCUCCGGCGGCGCCGCCGGCGGAGGUCGACGUGAAAGUCGAGGAGGACGAGGUCGAGCCCGGUUGCAAGAUCGUGGAGCUCGACGCCGCCAAGCUCCUCGCCGAGCAUGCCCACUUCUGCGACGUUUGCGGGAAAGGGUUCAAGCGGGACGCGAACCUGAGGAUGCACAUGCGCGCGCACGGCAAUCAGUUCAAGACGCCGGAGGCGCUGGCGAAGCCCGAGCGGUGCGUCGAAGUCCCCCGGAAGACCCGGUUCUCUUGCCCCUUCCAGGGGUGCAAUCGGAACAAAGGGCACGAGACGUUCCGGCCCCUGAAGUCGCUGAUCUGCGUGAAGAACCACUUCAAGAGGAGUCACUGUCCGAAGAUGUACUCGUGCAACAGGUGCAACAAGAAGAACUUCUCGGUGUUGGCCGACUUGAAGUGCCACUUGAAGCACUGUGGGGAGUCUAGGUGGAGGUGUUCCUGCGGGACUAGCUUCUCUAGGAAGGAUAAGUUGUUUGGACACAUGGCUCUGUUCGAGGGUCACAUGCCCUCGGUCGCCACCGAUCACGAGGAGAAGGCAUCUGGGGUUGCUGCUAUGGAGGAUGAUGAAGAUGAGGAUGUCAAGGUUGAGGACGAGGAAUUGGCCGCGAAUUCGGUCGAGGGUGGUUUCUUUGAGGGGUUGUUUGAUGGGUUUGGAUCGCUUGAUAGCUACUCUUUUCAAGAUCUCUUGAAUGGGAUGGGCAAUGGUGUGCAGGGGUUUCCCGCGGUUUGACAUUAAUCUGGUGGAUGAAUUCAUGUUUCGUGGGGUACUUGCUUUGUUGUACACUUGAUGUUUCUGUAAUCAUAUUGAGGAUGAUUCUGUCUCCGGUUCUGUGUUAAUUAUCGUUACUGUUAUUGAUCAUCGUAGGAUUUGUACUUCCUGGUCGUAUCUUGAUUUGCAAUAAAGUUCUUAUCUUUACUUA